Adelges cooleyi (spruce gall adelgid) is the source of this 2198-nucleotide messenger RNA. It is a transcript of the gene Dhit, whose product is annotated as regulator of G-protein signaling 17. Lineage: Eukaryota; Metazoa; Arthropoda; Insecta; Hemiptera; Adelgidae. The coding region runs from base 722 to 1558 and encodes 278 amino acids. The record is from RefSeq and is a predicted model, not a curated record. The transcript is spliced from 9 exons.
UAGUCGCGAGCGUCUCGGUUUCCAUCGUGUCGUGUGUGUGGUGUGCCGAGCGCCUGUGUGAGUGUGUGUGUCUGUGUCAUUGCGAAUCGACAAAAUUCUAUUCCGCACACGGCGGAACGUGCAUACGGGUUGUUUAAUACAGCUGACACAAAAAAAUUACACCGUUUUGAGAGCGGACAGGAUCUAAAGAUGCCGCCACGGCCGGCGCGUUCCUUGGCGAUAGCCAUCGUCGUUGAAGUCCUUCGAUCGUCGGCCUUCGUAUAGUGUGUGUGUGUUGCGACGCGCGCGCGUUUAUACGGUGCGUUAAACGGUCGUGCCUAGCCCCUUAGGCGGUUACCCGCGUUCGUCGCACCAGAGCCGCGACACCAGCACCGACACAAGCGUCGGCGGCACCGGCAGUGCACGAACAAGACAAAGGAUCACGCACGCGGAUUCGUUGUGUCCGUUUGAGGCUGGGCCUCGACGAUGCCAUUAGGCUGGUUGGCCGGCACCGUCGACAAGCACGCCAACGUCCAGAGCCGCGUUACCGUCUUCAUUACCAUCGCCGACGGCAAGUUGAGUAACGUGGGCGCGCGUGACGAAUGGAGUGUGGCCGGACUGCGGACCGACGACAUCGACGCGACGUACACUACGCCGUGUGUACCACGUACGCGGCACGUCAUGUACCUGAAAUCAGUUGACAAUCCUAUCUGAAUGAUCCACCGCAGCGGUGUCUCUAAAGAUGAGUGUGCUUGUGCCGAUUGAGGGGGGCGAUCCGGCAGGGUCGGAAGGUGGAUCGCCAUCGUGCACGACCAGGCACAGGUUUACUCCGCCUGGGAACCCCAGCACGCCGACCACGCCACUGCCUGUGCCACCGGAUAAUACCGAACCCAGUGCGAUCAUCGAACCGCAGGGGCCGGUAACGCAGAAACACCACCCAUGUAUAUCUUGCUGGUGUUGCUGUUGUGGGUGCUCUUGUGUUAUUUUGCAUGCGAACAGGAGUAGGAUAUGCAAACUAUGGGAUCGUUUUUGCUUUGUAAAAGGGCAUCACCCAAAAUCGACAAAUGGGAACGGAUCUUCCGGCGGCAUAAUCGAAAAUCCUGUAGAGAUAAGGCCUCCAUUAGAAGAAAUACGGAGUUGGAGCAAAUCGUUCGACAGACUCCUCAAGUGUCCAGCGGGCAAAAAAAUAUUCCGAGAUUUCUUGCGGUGCGAAUACAGCGAAGAAAACAUAUUGUUUUGGAUGGCCGUGGAGGAACUGAAAAGAGAAUCUAAUCCAGAUGUAAUCGAGGAAAAAGCUCGGUUCAUUUACGAAGAUUACAUUUCGAUUCUAUCUCCCAAAGAGGUGAGCUUAGACUCACGCGUUCGUGAUAUAGUCAACAAAAACAUUAAUCAACCAUCGGCUCAUAUGUUUGAUGAAGCUCAGCUACAAAUUUACACGCUUAUGCAUAGGGAUUCUUAUCCUAGAUUUAUAAAUUCGACUCAGUACAAAAAAUUAGCCAAAAUUGAAAACGGAGCAACCGGCAACGCUCAAAACAGUGGCCAGCAAACCCCAACCAAACGCAAACAGAGCAAUAUAUGAAAGCAAAAUAGCCGAUUAUUUCAGGACAAUAUUCGCAGAGACUUUUCCUUUUCUGGAAAGUUCACAAAUCGGUUUUGCUGAGCGACUGUGGCCGUUUUCAAGGUCGUAUGGAUUGGGUUAGAAACGUCGUGCUUGGCAAAUCACCUAUAAACUCGCCCGGUUCAAAAUCGAGACGUCCCAUAACCGACUUCUUUCCCAGACACGCAUGAGAAGCAAAAAAUGUGAUCCGUUUGUUCAAAAAUAAUUUAAUAUAAAGUUUAGAAAAUAUUAAAACUGAUUGUUAACUCAAACGUGAUAAAAAUCCAAGUAAAAAAUAAUUCGCGGUUGUGGUGCCGUGAAAUAUUGUUAAGUAAACCCGUUAUAGUUAACAUAAUUUAGAUCUAGCGUGAAUCUAGAAGGAGCAAAGGCAAUAGCUUCAACUUAUUUAAUUAUACACUGCAGCAAAAUUUAAACUUUUUUUUGGAACAAUAACCAAAGUAAAACCAUUUUCAUAUGUGACUGAACUAGGCCUUGAAACCUACUCCCGGUCAAUAAAAAGCGGUACGCAAUAAUGGUGUUGUACAAUAUAUUAUGAUAUACAAUAUUUGACUUGCUAAAUUAGAAUCAUAUUUUCUUUAACGUUACAAAAAAAAAAAACAAA